Messenger RNA from Racocetra fulgida, 701 nucleotides. Lineage: Eukaryota; Fungi; Glomeromycota; Glomeromycetes; Diversisporales; Gigasporaceae. The record is from the annotation of a GenBank genome assembly.
UGAAAGAAUUAAAUCAUAAUAUCGAAUCUCUUAAAAUUGCAACACAAGUACAAGAAGAAGUUGCAAAGGCAUCCCCUAAAGCAACGAAUAUUCCUGGGAAUAAUGUUAUUGUUACAACUCUUGGUACCGGAUCAACUCUACCUUCCAAAUACAGAAAUGUGAGCUCAACACUUCUUACUAUACCAAACGAUGGUUGUAUUCUGCUCGAUGUUGGAGAGGGUACACUCGGAUCGUUAUUCAGGCAUUUGGGCCCAUUUGGUAAAACUCGUGAAGGACAAAUUAAAUCCAUAAAUCUCAAACGCAUCGAGGCUAUAGAAGUUAUUCAUUGUCCAUUUGCUUAUGGAAUAAGCAUUGAACAUUUAGAUGGAAAAAAUGCAACACUUUUGCUUCAUGAGGCAACAUUUGAGAAUGACUUGCUUGAGGAAGCGUUGAAUAAAAAACAUAGUACAACUGAAGAAGCUGUAAAAAUUGGAGAGCGGUAUUUGGAUUUUCUUUUCUUAAUAUUUAAGCAUGAUUCAUUACUAAACUUUUGCCAACUUGCAUCAUUAUCAUUUUUUGGAAUUAGUUUUGAUUUUAUGCAAGUGAGUAUUGGUGAAUUAUAUAAAUUGCCGAAAUAUGUUAAAGCCCUUAAAUUAUUGUACUGUGAAGAUAGUGAAGAGGCCAAAGAUUCUAAGGAUGAUGAUGAUUGGAUGCAAGAAUAA